Prunus avium (sweet cherry) is the source of this 2089-nucleotide messenger RNA. Its product is annotated as putative inorganic phosphate transporter 1-3. Gene Ontology annotation, molecular function: phosphate transmembrane transporter activity. Gene Ontology annotation, biological process: transmembrane transport; phosphate ion transport. Gene Ontology annotation, cellular component: membrane. The record is from RefSeq and is a predicted model, not a curated record. Lineage: Eukaryota; Viridiplantae; Streptophyta; Magnoliopsida; Rosales; Rosaceae.
UGUGGUUAUUUCUAAGAUAAUGAACUUAAUCAUAAAUAAAUGAAGAAGCAAGAGAUAGAGAGAGACUUUGUUAAAGAGUUGACCCGAGAAGCUGAGCCAGCAAUUGAAGCCAAGUAUAUGCCUAAAGAUGCUAGAAUUGAUUCUAAGGUCAGUGACCCUUUAAAUAGUCAGCCACUUUGCUCAUUAAUAUCCACGCCAUAACCCAAGAGCACGACAACAUCUUCUCCCUCCUCCAAAUGCUAAGUUCAAGAAGCAGAAUAAUUUAAUUUUCAGUGGACUGUUGGAGGCAAUUACUAGCAAGCGAUGGCUAAAGAGCAAUUGGGAGUGCUUAAUGCGCUCGAUGUGGCCAAGACUCAGUUGUACCAUUUCACUGCAAUUGUGAUUGCAGGAAUGGGGUUUUUUACUGAUGCUUAUGAUCUGUUCUGCAUUUCCUUGGUCACCAAGUUACUCGGCCGCAUAUACUACACGGACCUAAACCAGCCAAAGCCGGGCACAUUGCCUCCCAAUGUGGCUGCUGCUGUUAAUGGCGUGGCUCUAUGUGGCACCUUAGCAGGCCAGCUCUUUUUUGGUUGGCUUGGUGACAAAUUGGGUCGUAAAAGGGUCUAUGGGAUCACCCUUGUUCUCAUGGUCCUAUGCUCCGUUGCAUCAGGACUCUCAUUUUCUGAUCACCCAAAGGGUGUGAUCUCCACUCUUUGCUUCUUCCGGUUCUGGCUUGGAUUUGGCAUUGGUGGUGAUUAUCCCCUUUCAGCUACAAUCAUGUCUGAGUAUGCCAACAAAAAGACUCGUGGGGCAUUUAUAGCCGCGGUGUUUGCGAUGCAAGGAUUCGGGAUUUUGGGUGGUGGGAUUGUGGCUUUGAUUGUGUCAACCGCGUUCGAUCACAGUUUCAAGGCUCCUGCAUACUCUGUGGACAGAGCUGCUUCUCUUGCGCCUCAAGCUGACUUUGUUUGGCGUAUCAUUUUGAUGGUUGGAGCUCUUCCUGCUGCUCUAACUUACUACUGGCGUAUGAAAAUGCCCGAGACAGCUCGGUACACAGCCCUUGUGGCCAAAAAUGCCAAGCAAGCUGCAUCAGACAUGUCUAAGGUGUUGCAAGUUGAAGUUGAAGCUGAGGAGGAAAAACUUGAGAAAUUUACUCAAGAGAAAUCCAAUACCUUUGGCUUGUUCACCAAACAAUUUGCUCGUCGCCACGGUCUUCACUUGCUUGGCACCACUUCUACUUGGUUCUUGCUAGAUAUUGCCUUCUACAGCCAAAACCUUUUCCAAAAGGACAUCUUCAGCGCCAUUGGUUGGAUCCCGAAAGCAGAACGCAUGAACGCAAUUAAUGAGGUUUAUAGAAUUGCAAGAGCACAAACACUCAUAGCAAUGUGCAGCACUGUCCCUGGAUACUGGUUCACUGUCUUCCUCAUUGAUUACUUGGGCAGGUUUGCAAUCCAGUUGAUGGGUUUCUUCUUCAUGACAGUGUUCAUGUUUGCAUUAGCAAUUCCUUACCACCACUGGACCUUGAAGCCCAACAGAAUUGCAUUUGUUGUCAUCUACUCAUUCACCUUCUUCUUCGCCAAUUUUGGACCCAAUGCCACCACAUUUGUUGUGCCAGCUGAGAUUUUCCCAGCAAGGUUGCGGUCUACAUGUCACGGUAUAUCAGCUGCAGCUGGGAAGGCUGGGGCUAUUGUUGGAGCAUUUGGGUUUUUGUAUGCAGCACAGAGCAAGGACCCUACAAAGACUGAUGCAGGGUACCCACCUGGUAUUGGUGUGAAGAAUUCUCUAAUUAUGCUUGGUGUGAUCAACUUUUUCGGCAUGGUGUUUACUCUGUUGGUGCCAGAAUCCAAGGGAAAAUCACUUGAAGAGCUGACUGGUGAGAAUGAAGAAGAAGAGGGGGCAGGGCAGCAGGCCACUUCUACUAGAACUGUUCCAGUUUGAUGAGGUUGUUUAAUCAAAGCUUUGUGAAUUUACAAUGGUUAUUAUUUACUUCAUUUGCAAUGCAAUAAAAAUAAUGUAGACAUAUAUUUGCUUGUGGAAGCCGAAUUGCAGAAGCAAUUGUAUCUUGUUUUCGAUUUGUUUCGAUUGUGUAUGUUAUUUAUUUAUACGAUUUUUA